AUCAGUGAUGAUUCACAGGCGAUUUCCCGCGUCUUCCGCCUGGUGGAGCUGAACGGCACACGGCAGCGCGUGAGCUUGAGUCCAUCCUCCGGUUGAACUUUUUCCUCCACAUUUGGUAAUCUGACACCGACACUAACCCCAAAAAGCAGAGGAUGGAUUCCCAACUUCAUUCGCAAAAAUAGCUCAGCAAGAGCAGACGAGAAAACACGACCGAGGGAAAGGCGAACCUCUGAACGGAUUCGUUCACGCGCAUCGAUCCGUGAAGGGGCUUUUGGUUGGUGAUUAAAUGUUGACCGAAAAGUUUUUAUCUGAAGAGGCGGAUGGGUGACGACCAUUCUCUGCGCUUCCAUGUGAGGAGACGAUGAAGAAUCACAGCAGCAGUUCCCGUCUAAACAAUCACAGCGCGAGUCACGGCACAGAUCGGAACAGCAGGAGAGGAUUCUGGUUGUCGGCUCUCAGGCUUCGCUUCUCCCUGCGCGAUUAUGCUUUCUGCAUGGCCACACUGCUGCUCUUCUGCCUCGGCUCGCUCUUUUACCAGCUGAACGGAGGACCCCCUAAAGUUCUGCUGGAGAUCAGGCAGUAUCUCGGAGAAUCCACUUUUGUUGAUGACCACGGGCCUCCUACACCGAGGGAACUGCCAUUCCCAAGUCAGGUGAUCUACAACAGGGUUGGCAAGUGUGGAAGUCGGACAGUGGUCCUGCUGCUAAGGAUUCUGGCAGAAAAGCACCAGUUUAACCUGGUGUCCUCUGACAUCCAUAACAAAACCAGACUCACAAAGCAUGAGCAGGUCAGUGGAUGGGUGGAUUUGAUGACAAACAUUAGCAAUAUCCCACAGCCUUUUCUGUACACCAGGCAUGUUCACUUUCUCAAUUUCACCAGGUUUAGGAUAGAACAGCCUGUCUACAUAAACAUCAUCAGGGAUCCCAUUAACCGUUUCCUCUCCAAUUACUUUUUCCGUCGUUUCGGGGACUGGAGAGGAGAGCAGAAUCACCUGAUCCGCACACCCCAGAUGAAGGAUGACGAGAGAUAUCUGGACAUUAACGUGUGUAUCAUGGAGAACUACCCAGAGUGCUCAAACCCUCGCCUCUUCUACAUUGUUCCAUACUUUUGUGGACAACAUCCUCAGUGCAGGGAGCCGGGUAUGUGGGCAGUGGAGAGGGCCAAACAAAAUGUUAUAGAGAACUUUCUACUAGUGGGGAUUCUGGAAGAGCUGGAGGACGUAUUACUCUUGCUGGAGAGACUUCUACCUCACUACUUUAGUGAUGUCCUAACCAUCUACAAGAGUCCAGCAUUCUGGAAGAUGGGGAACCUUACAGGAACAGUGAAGAAGCACAUGCCUACUAUAGAGGCUCUGCAGGUACUUUACCAAAGGAUGAAGUACGAGUAUGACUUUUACAACUUUGUUCGUGACCAGUUCCAUCUCAUCAAGAAGAAGAUUGGCCUCAAGUCCUCCUCCCAGAACUCUGCUCAUGAACCUGACUUCCUCCGUGAGCUUGCCCUCAGGACCCAUGAGCCUUUGGAAGAGGAGGAGGAAGAGGAGGAGGAAGAUGACAUCGGCCAGGAAGAUGCCAAUAUAUGGUUGGUUCAGCCCUGAGUCAUAGUCAUGGUUUAAGCAUGGCAGAUGUCUCAUAAGCUUGGUGUCUACAUCCGACGAGGAGGUAGAGUCAACAUUCCCAGGUCAAAACUGGGUGUGUAAUAGUAAUCCCUGUGUUUUUAACGGGACGGUCCUUCAUGACACUGUUGUGGGAAGCACUGAAGGGUCUGAAUAGUUAUUUAAGGAACCAACAGUUACAUGUUUAGGAAAUUGAGCAGUUGGUUAUGGUCAUUUCCCAACUGGAAUUACAGGGAUGUUGCUGGAUUGUCAAAAUGAAGAGAAGAAUUAGCAGAUCGAGAUGCUGUGGAAGACUCCUUCAGACCACACAAUGGAGGCAAGUUAGGAUCAUAGCAAAGUGCCAAACCUUCAAAUUGCCAAGGUUUAAACCUAGAAGAUGAAGCUGUAAUCACCAGUCAGAUCCGAUCAGUUCAUCGAGACUUCCUCCUCUGGUUCCAGAAACCUGCUGCGAUACUGUGCCAGAAGUUCAGUGCUAAGACCUUUUUUAUAUUAAAAAUGAAAGGUGUUGUACAGUGAAUGUCUGCAAGAUGCAGCACAUGAUUGAGUGGAUGUUAAAGUUUUGAAAUUUAUUUUGCUUGGUCUGUCAUUGCAUUGGCCGUUGAGUUCCUAUUUGGACUUGAAAUUACAAUUCACGCUGAAAUGAAAAUGGAAAUUGUGUUUUUAGAGCAGCAAUGCAAUUUUGUCCAAUUGAUGAGCAGUGUGUAUUGCAGAACUAUUAGGAAAGAGUGUAUCACCCCAUAACUGUCUGCCAGUGGUUAAUGUUCUGGCAGAAUCAUGAUCUAAAACAAAGUAAACAAGGCCAUAAUAUUGAAGUGAAUCUAUUUUUGGAGGUAAAUGGAUGUGAUAAAGCAGGCUGUCAAACAGCACAUUGGAAAACAAGUUUGACAACAGGACAUCAAAACAAUGAAUGUGAAAAUUCUGGGGAGUAUUACUUUGUAAAUUACUUUUUUCUAAAUGAUUAACAUGACGCUCCACAGAUCAACACUUAUCCAGACGUAUGGAAGGUCCGUUUGUAUUCAUUACUGGUCAUGAAAACCUCAUGUUAAACUAUUCUGGUAAAGUGAAAUAAUUAAUACAAGACUACAUAGUUGUUAUAAUAGCUACAAGCUCUUGCAGAAUUUAACACUUCCCAUUUAAACUUGCCAGUACUUGUUUGUUUGUUUGUUGUGUUUAGUGUGUAUUUUUAUAUUGUUUAAUUUAUUGUAUACUGUUAAUUUUGAUGAUUGCAUUCCAUGUUCAAAUCUCAGGAAACCAAAAGAGUAGAUAUAUUUUUGUUUUUGCCAUCUAACAGCUGGAAAAUAUUAGAUCAUCUGAUGUCUACAUGUUACUAAAGGUCAGCUGGAGUGACCAAUCUUUAGAUACCAAAUCUGAAUGAAAUGGCUAACAUUUUACAAUUUAACUGCACCUUUACUGGGAAAGCUCUCAAAAUAAAAGCAUUUUAACAGCA
This is a messenger RNA of Danio aesculapii, 3059 nucleotides long. RefSeq names its product uronyl 2-sulfotransferase a (gene usta). Lineage: Eukaryota; Metazoa; Chordata; Actinopteri; Cypriniformes; Danionidae. The transcript is spliced from 8 exons. The record is from RefSeq and is a predicted model, not a curated record. Bases 362 to 1594 code for a protein of 410 amino acids. Gene Ontology annotation, molecular function: sulfotransferase activity. Gene Ontology annotation, cellular component: membrane.